Messenger RNA from Exophiala aquamarina CBS 119918, 810 nucleotides. RefSeq names its product 3-oxoacyl-[acyl-carrier protein] reductase. The transcript has 2 exons. The record is from RefSeq and is a predicted model, not a curated record. The coding region runs from base 1 to 810 and encodes 269 amino acids. Lineage: Eukaryota; Fungi; Ascomycota; Eurotiomycetes; Chaetothyriales; Herpotrichiellaceae. Gene Ontology annotation, molecular function: oxidoreductase activity.
AUGGCCUCCAAACCUGAUAUCCGUCUCGAUGGCAAGGUUGCCCUGAUCACCGGUGCUGGCCGUGGUCUCGGUGCCGGUCUCGCCAUAACCCUCGCUGAGCGUGGUGCUGCUGUCGUCAUCAACUAUGCCAGCUCGGCGAAGCCCGCUCUUGCCACUGUUGCCGAGAUCGAGAAGGCUGGUGGCAAGGCUGUUGCUAUUCAGGCCAACGUCUCCAAGGUCUCGGAGGUCACAAGGCUCUUCGAGGAGGCCAUCAAGGCUUUCGGGAAACUCAACAUUGUCAUCAACAAUGCCGGUAUGGAGGCUUUCUCCAAGCCCGAGGAUGUCACCGAGGAGCUCUAUGACCAAGUCUUCGGCCUCAACACCCGUGCCCAGUUUUUCGUUGGCCAACAUGCCUUGAAGUACUUGAGCGAGGGUGGCCGCAUCAUCUUCAUGUCUUCCAUCGCUGCUGGCAUGUCUGUUCCCAACCACGCCCUGUACGCUGGGUCAAAGUCGGCUGUUGAGGGUUUCACCCGUUCCUUCGCUGCUGAUGGUGGCCCAAAGCGCAUCACCGCCAACGCAAUUGCCCCUGGCGGCAUCAAGACCGACAUGUUCCACCAGAACGCAUGGCACUACGCCCCGGGUGCGACCAAGGACACGCCAAUUGAGCAAAUCGAGGCUGGCAUUGCCAAACUCAUCCCCCUCGGACGAUGCGCUGUUCCUGCAGAUAUUGCCAGAGUUGUCAUGUUCUUGUGCCAUGACGACAGCGAGUGGCUCAAUGGUAAGACGCACUGCUCCGAAUGCCUUGUAGGGCGUUCAUCAAUGCUAACAUGA